Molecule: messenger RNA, 793 nt
Organism: Rhopalosiphum maidis (corn leaf aphid)
Lineage: Eukaryota; Metazoa; Arthropoda; Insecta; Hemiptera; Aphididae
Exons: 3
Coding region: 234-590 (118 amino acids)
Source: RefSeq, a predicted model, not a curated record
GACCGCGUGUCAUCAGUGGCGCUUCAUCGUCGUUGUCGUUGUUACUAUAUGUUACCAUAAGACAGUAUCAGCAUUAUUAUAAUAAUAUUUACCUUUAUUAUAUAAGUAAUAAAUUGUAUUAUGUCGUACAAUAUCGUACUGUAUUCGUGUGAAAAUAACAAACUAUAAAGAACUGUUAUUAUAAUCAUAAUAAUAUAUUACAAUAUUAUUGUAUCGCGUGUGUGACUGUCAUCAUGGACCAAGACGAACCGUGUUUGGCGCCACAACUGUGCAUCCGUUGCCGGUCGUACGACCUCGGCCGACAUGUCGCGGUCGUGUCCAACGCAGACCCGUGCACGUGCACAGACGACGAGACGUGUCCGCACAAUAAGAAGACCACCGCGCUGCAGCUGCUAAUCCUCAAAAAAAAAAAGAUAAGUUUGCAGCAUCAGCAAGCAUCGUCGACAAUGAAUGAAGCAGACAAGACGAUUGGCCGUGGUGUGGAAUCGGACGAAGAUGAUGAUGACGAUUGCUCCUCUUCGUCGUCGAGUAGCACUACGUCCUGUUCGUCCUGCAGCAGUGGUGAUACUACUACGUCAGAAUCUGAAUAAAAGGAUUUGAUUACCUACACUUUUGCGGACUCAUCGCAAUAACACGAUUUUUUUGUAACACUUUGCUUCUCUUUUUACUGUUGUGACUACCCCUGCUUCUAUUGCUGCUGCUACUGUUGUCGCUACUGUUGCCGCUGCUGCUGCUACUGCUACUGCUGCUGCUGCUGCUGCUGCUGCUGUUGCUGCUGCUGCUACUACUACUG